AUGUGACACCUUCUCAGCCCAGGAGUCAUUCAAUAAGGCGACAACGUGCUCUGUGUGUUGACAGAGGGUGGUGCAUGAGGGACGGAGAAGAGUAGAGAAGACACAGUUACUGCAGAGAUUGUUCGGUCGGUGGAGGUCUAUCUCCUGCAACCAUUGGACAUCUCUUGGAGUAACACAGAGGUGUUGCAUUUUUGCAGAAGGUGACAAGUUACAAUCAAAGCCAGAAAACAGGGAAAGAGACCCGUGGGGAACGCAGCUCCACAAGAUGUUCUUUAACACAAUGCUGGUGGUCCUGACGGACCUGGCGGCUCGGCUUCUGGGUAACACUGCCUUCCGGAAGCACUUCCACCUGUUUCUGUCAGCGGUGGUGAUGAUCGGCCCGGCGCUGAGCCUCUGGGUCUCCCAACACAGCAUCUUUGCCAAGAGAAGCCACUUCCUGUACAGGGUGUUCCUGCGCUCCGGUUGGGGCUGGACCUGCAUCUUUGUUGGCUCAUUCGUCUUCCUCCUCUCCUUCUCUGUCCGCCGCUCCCUCUCUGUCUCCGUCCGUCACCUCUCGCGGCUGGCGGUGGCUGGCGGGUUGUGGUUUGGAUUCUGUUACCUGCUGGACCUACUGGAGAACACCACCGGAAGCUGCUAUGAGCCUUUAACCGCCGGCUCUGAGGCCGCCAACGGGCAGCCUCUGUUGGUGCUGCGAGAAGGGGAGAGUAAGUCUGGGUGCCUCAGAGCUGGGAUGCUGUGGAGGGGUUAUGAAGUUUCAGAAGACAUCUUCCUUCUCUGCCUCUGCUGCCUGCUGCUGGCUGAGGAGAUAGCCGUGUUUGGCCCUUAUCUGAGCCUGGGGGGGAGCUCGGGUGCCCCUCUGAGGAUCCUCUUCCUGUUCUGUGUCCUGCUGCUCUGGCUCUGGCUCUUUCUGCUUCUCUGUCUCUUAGCGUACUUCCCUCAGUUCCCCACUCAGCUAAUAGGAGGCGCUCUGGGGUGUCUGAGCUGGAGGGGACUCUACCAAGGCUGGUACCGCCAAGGGCCCAGCUGGUGCUGCCCCGGGAGGCCUGGACUGGGACUGCUCAACACCAAGACCAGCAGCAGUGAAGCGCACGAGGCCCAACGGAACCAUGAUCACUGCAAUUAAGUGAAACUUAACGAUGUCACAGAUGUAUAAAGCAAUGAGCUGUAUGUAGUUGUUUCAGAAAAGUCUCUUCAUACCUCUAUGUGUAUCAACCCUCUUCCUGAUGUUCGUGAGUGCAGCACAUACAUCAAAAAGCUCUGCAUGAGCCAGUGGGCCAGGGCACAGAGCCCACCCCCCAGACUCCAGCUGUUUAGCCUCUUUUUGUUGUCCUUUUGUGUCUCUGUAUUGGUUUGGGCUCCUUUUGUUGUUUUUUGCCUCUUUGUAGUCAUCUCGAGUUGGUUGGUUUGCCCCUUUCUAAAAUACUUGUGUACCCUUUGCGGUCUCUUUUUAGUUACUUGAUGUUUCAAUGUUGUGGUUUGGUCUCUUCCUGGUUGGCAAAUGAACCUUUGAGCAUCAUUUGGUAGGUGAAUGACAAAGGGGCCUGAGGGCCGGGCACAAAGGUACAUUAAGUAAAAACAUUAUUUUCAUUCUGCAGAAGAGACGGUUAUCAUACAAGCUGGAAAGACUUAAUAAACCUACUUCACUAAAACAACCCCUUGAUUAUAAUGCUUGAUAGUCAUUCUAAUUAAAACUGAUGAACCACU
Pungitius pungitius (ninespine stickleback) is the source of this 1704-nucleotide messenger RNA. It is a transcript of the gene fitm1l, whose product is annotated as fat storage inducing transmembrane protein 1, like. The record is from RefSeq and is a predicted model, not a curated record. NCBI's taxonomy places the organism in Eukaryota, Metazoa, Chordata, Actinopteri, Perciformes, Gasterosteidae. Gene Ontology annotation, cellular component: endoplasmic reticulum membrane. Gene Ontology annotation, molecular function: coenzyme A diphosphatase activity. The transcript has 3 exons. Bases 266 to 1123 code for a protein of 285 amino acids. Gene Ontology annotation, biological process: lipid storage; lipid droplet organization; phospholipid biosynthetic process.